Molecule: messenger RNA, 7036 nt
Organism: Actinia tenebrosa (Australian red waratah sea anemone)
Lineage: Eukaryota; Metazoa; Cnidaria; Anthozoa; Actiniaria; Actiniidae
Product: scavenger receptor cysteine-rich domain-containing protein DMBT1
Biological process (GO): cell-cell junction maintenance
Cellular component (GO): membrane
Source: RefSeq, a predicted model, not a curated record
AAUAAAUUAGUUUUUCAAAACCUCGUCAACAGUUUUCGAUCAUUCCUGGACCUUAAAUAUCGUCUUUACUUUUUCAACCAGAAACGCAAGAAAAUCUUGUUUUGCUGUAUAAAAAGUGGCCUUUUUAUUACCAAGGAGUUUACACGAGGGAACUUGUUCAAGUCUAUAGACAGAACAUGUGGCCUACGUCUUCGUCUCUCAAGAACUUGAGAUGGAUGUGGCUAGUUAUUUGGGCUUGCUGUAUGUUACAAAUCCACGCUCAGAAAUCCAAUAAUCCGCCAGUUUCAGUUAAAGAUGACUUUAUGGACAUACAUAUCCAUACUGUAAGCAAAUGUCCAAAAGGAACUUUCCAGAAAGACCGCUAUUGUGUUACCAAAUGUGGACCCGGCUUUUAUGGGGAUACUCAAUAUGGGAACUGCUUUCGAUGCUCCAAAGCCUGCCGUACGUGCCUUGAUGGUCCUUUUAAUGACAAGUGCUCAAGCUGCUAUGAACCUUUCCUCUUGAAUGGCAAAUCCUGCACAAAAGAAUGCAAUGAAUUUCAGUGGAAACAAGGACCCCCUUCACGAAAUAUAAGAUUAGUCGGGGAUAACAGUCAUUUUGAGGGACGUGUUGAAGUAUAUCGAGACAACACCUGGGGAACCAUUUGUGACGAUGGUUUUGACAUUAAUGAUGCUCACGUGAUAUGUAGGGAAUUGAUGUUGGGUGACGCACUUUCUGCGGUAUCUAGAGGAGGGCUAGGUAAAGGUGAUGACAGCCAGCCAGUAUGGCUAACUAAUCUUCAGUGCACUGGCAAUGAAACGAGGCUAGAUGAAUGCUUUCAUGAUCCUUGGGGAAAACACAACUGUGGUCAUUUUGAAGAUGUUGGUGUAAUUUGUUCAGGCCCUGAUUCAACCCGGCGGUGUGUUGGAAAGUGUGGUCCAGGGUUCUUUGAAGUCCCAAACAGCCGAAACUGCGGUGUCUGCUCAUCCAGCUGCCUUACUUGUGCAAAUUCUUCUGAUUCAUGUUUGACUUGUGACCGGUCCCUGUUUUUAAAAGAUAACAAGUGCGUUUCUGACUGUGGCGAAGGUUAUUUCGGCAGCCCAGACAAAGGAUUGUGCAAGAAAUGUGAUACUAAUUGUCGGACAUGCACCGGAAGCCCAUCAAAUUGUAUUGGAUGUGCUGAUGAUCGUUUCUUGUCAAACAACACUUGUGUCACUACAUGCAGCAACGUUCAAGUAGGUCUGAAACGCCGAGUCCGUUUAACUGGGAAGCGGUCUUCUUCUUAUGAAGGGCGGGUGGAGGUUUUACAAGACAGAGGAAUUUGGAAAACGGUUUGUGAUGACUCUUGGGACUUUCGAGAGGCUACUGUAGUAUGUCGACAGUUAGGACUUGGCCGUACAAUCAAGGCAACGCGUGGAGCAACGUUUGGUCCAGGAUCGCUGCCUAUCUGGUAUGACACGCUGUCUUGCGCUGGGACUGAGAAAAGUAUAUUUGACUGCCCUACCAAAGGCGUUCUGUGGAGUAGUCGUUGUUUUCAUUCCAAGGAUGCGGGAGUCAUUUGUGCAGGACCUCAGACAGGACAAGCAUUAACUAAUUUGUGUGUAAGUCAAUGUCCUGAAGGAUAUUACAAGUCUUAUAACGACGUUUGCACGCCUUGUUCCUCAUCGUGUGCAGCCUGUAUUGGAUACUCUACCCGUUGUACUAAGUGCAAAGCACCUAAGUUCCUUAAAGAUUACUCUUGCAUAGAAACCUGUGGUGGCUCACAAUAUGGACACACUCCAACUAGAACUUGCAAAGUUUGCGAUAAGAAAUGCGUGACUUGCGCUGAUGGUGUAGAUGGGACAAAUUGUACAUCAUGCAGUGAACCCCUCGCACUCAAAGAUGGCAAGUGCACGUCCUCCUGUAAACCAAACCUUUUUCGCUACAUGGGUAAAUGCAUCCAAGACUGUCCAAUGGGCUUCUAUAAAUACGCGGUUAAUUUUACAUGUGUGCGUUGCCCUGACAAAUGUUUCACUUGUCAAGACGACAAAAGCAAAAAGGCUCCUACGUGUAUCAUGUGCAAUCCUCCAUCUGUUUUUGAUGGUACGAGUUGCGCGGAUAACUGUACUUCAGGAAAGGUUUCGGUGGCUAUUAUGAAUGCAACUGGGUCAAGCACUGUUCGAUUAGUUAAUGGUUCUGAUUACCGAGAGGGAAGGGUGGAGAUCUAUCAUGAUGGAGUAUGGGGGACUAUUUGCGACGAUGGAUGGGACUUUAUGGAAUCAAAGGUAUUGUGCAGGCAACUGAAUCUUGGCAGUCCAGUCUCCAAACCUCUAUCACACAUCGCUAAAGGAACUGGAAAGAUAUGGCUGGACGAUAUGUUUUGUAUUGGUAGAGAAUCUGCUCUCGAAGACUGCCGCCAUCGGGUUUGGGGACAAUCGAAUUGCAACCACAAUGAAGACGUUAUUGUCCGCUGCUCGGGACCAGGAAUAAGGAAGUGUCAAGACAAGUGUUCUGCAGGUUUUUAUGCUCGCAAUUCCGUGUGUGAGUUGUGCGACACCUCAUGCGCGACGUGUGAUGGUAAUGCAACCAAUUGCAUCAAAUGUGCAGAUGGAUACUACAAGUACGACUCGAUUUGCGUACGAAGUUGUGGUCGUGAAAGGUAUCUUGAUCAAGUAAAGCAAGAAUGCCUACCAUGUAAUUCAAAAUGCGAUACGUGUUAUGGCACUCCUAAAAACUGCACGUCGUGUGUACCGCCCUUAUAUAGAAAAGGUUCGGAUUGUCUACAGAACUGUGGUUCUUGGUAUAAACCAGCUACAACGCACGGGAUACGAUUGGUCAAGGGAAAGACCUCCUUGGAAGGGCGAGUCGAGGUCUUAUAUAAUAAUGAAUGGGGAACGAUCUGUGAUGAUGGAUGGGAUUUGAAUGAUGCAAGAGUGGUUUGUCGUAUGCUUGGCCUUGGGAACGCCACCAAUGCUUUCUCGCUGAGCAAGUUCGGACAAGGUUUUGGAAGAACCUGGCUUGACGAUGUCGCAUGUCUUGGAACUGAGACUACUUUAGCGAAGUGUGGACAUCGAGGCUGGGGGACCGAAAACUGUGAACAUACUGAAGAUGCAAGUGUACGAUGUGCUGGCCCAGACAACUCACGUGACUGUAUUAAAGAUUGCACCGAUGGGUAUUACAUGAGCGUGAACAAAACAUGUGGAAAAUGUAGUCCAGACUGCAAACUUUGUGCAAUAUUCCCAGACAACUGCACUGCAUGUGAAGCCAAUGAAUUCCUUAACAAGUCCUCUGCGAGAAAUACAUGUGUUCAAGACUGUGGCGAUGGAUUUUAUGCCGAAGCUUCUAGUAACCAAUGCAAGCCGUGCAGUGUGGAUUGUGCUGCCUGCUUUGGCACGCCUAACAAUUGUACAUCUUGUGUUUCCCCCAAGCUACUAGAUACUGAGCGUCACAUGUGUGUCAAAACAUGUAAUGCUAAAAGUAUUAUAAGUGGCAUCGAAGAUAUAAGAUUGUCUGGUACAAACAAUACGCUCGUGGGACGCUUGGAAAUCAAAUACAACGGAGAGUGGGGUACAGUUUGUGACGAUAAUUUUGAUAUCAAGGACGCUCAAGUCGCUUGCCGUCAGCUCAAGUUAGGUACAGCAGUUUCGUUCAAGCACCAAGCGUUUUAUGGAAGAGGCAAAGGUAAAAUACUGCUCGAUGAUCUACAUUGUAUUGGAACAGAAAAGAGGCUUCUUGACUGCAAGAUGAAUUCAGGUGGAAUAGGCAUUAAUAACUGCGGUCAUACAGAAGACGUUGGAAUCGCCUGUAAAGGUCCCGACACGUCAAAGAGGUGUAUUUCAAAAUGUCCUGAUGGUUUUUUCGAGCAAGCUGGAGUCUGCCAAAGAUGCUCACAGUCUUGUAAAACUUGCGAUGGAGGUGCUGACAAAUGCAAGAGUUGUUUCGCUCCGUCAUAUCUCAAUCUUAGAAGCUGUGUCGAUAAGUGUCCUUUGGGUGAAUAUGGGAAUACGAAGAUACGAAAAUGCCUCGUCUGUAGUUCGAAUUGCCAAACCUGCCUCGAUGGAGAAACUGACGCUUACUGCAGAACAUGUAAAAAAGGAAAAGUCUUAAAAGGAUCCAAAUGUGUUGAAUCUUGUGGUGCAAUGCAAUCUGUAGCUGCACUUCUUCCGUCUCGACCGUCUACUCCUUCAGUACGCUUGGUAGGCGGCAAGAGUAAGCAAGAAGGCCGUGUUGAAGUGUUACACGAGGAGACUUGGGGUACCGUCUGUGAUGAUAACUGGGACUUAAAAGAUGCGAACGUUGUAUGCAGAGAACUGGGAUUUGGAAAAGCUUUGAAAGCCCCUCUUCAUGCAGAAUUUGGCAAAGGAAGUGGAACAAUUUGGAUGGAUAACGUAGAUUGCUAUGGUUAUGAGAGCUCUCUUACUCAAUGCCGUCACCACGGUUGGGGAAUUAAUAACUGUGACUCGUUCCACGGCGAAGAUGCCAGCGUGGUUUGUGAUAACACCACUAUAGAGGAUAUUGCUAAUAACUACUGCAGGGAGGUGUUAUCGCUGACCUGCAAAGAUGAUAAUCCUUGCUUUCCUUCAGUCACGUGUGUUGAUUUGUCUGUUCUUACCAAGUCGGGGAAAAAAGAGUCAAUAUGUUUGGAAUGUCCUGACAAAUACAUAGGAGACGGGAUAACGUGUAGAGCUGUGUCUUCUCUUGAACCUGUUUUUGGCACCAAACCUCCAAAAAACAUAACAUUAACGUCAGGAAGUGUACUUCGUAUUACAUGCCGAUCAUCAUCGUCGGUCUCUCCUCGAGUCAAUUCUCUUAUUAAUGACUGGAAGAAAGAUGGAAAGCCUCUUAAUCGGGACGACAUCGUGUCUAAAAGAAUAACCGUUUCUAGUGGUCAGCUUGUAGUGCACGAUGUAGAACAGUCUGACUCUGGUAACUACACAUGCUCAUUGACGAAUACCGCUGGAUCAGUGGAAGCGACCACUGAUGUCACUAUAAACGAGUUUCCCCGAAUCCGUGAUAUUUCUCCUAACGUUGUGACGAAAGGGAUGACAGGAUAUAUCAGUUGUUCCAUCUCCAGCUAUCCACCAGCUAACAUAACAUGGAAAAAGGAUGGAAAAGAAUUGACAUCUCCUCGCUUUAUUUCGUUUUCUUCGAAUUUUACCCUCGUCAUUAAAAACGUAGCCGACGAAGACAAGGGAGAAUAUGAAUGUAUUGCUGCUAACGAACUUGGUCAAGUAUCUGCUAAAGUGUCUCUUACUAUUGGACUUCCUCCGAGCUUUGAAGUCUUUCCCAAAGAUCAGAGAACCUCCAAAGGCGAAGCAAAAACUCUCAAUUGCAAAGCGAAAGGAGAACCUAAACCAACAAUUACAUGGAAAAGAGAAGGAAAUGUUAUUACCCCGGAUGAGAAUCACGUGAUCGGAGAAGGCAAACUCACCAUCAAAUAUAUCAAUAUGAGUGACAUUGGUAUAUACUCUUGCAUAGCUCGAAACCCUCAAAAGAUAAUUGCAAGUUUCGCUUCCAUCAUAUUAAUGGGCACACCCUCGAUUGAUGUUCCACCCGUAAACAUGUCAGUACUUACUGGUGCAAAUGUGUCAUUUUACUGUCGAGCGCUUGGACACCCAAACCCCACGAUUACCUGGAAAAGAAACUCUAAAGUUGUCCAAACAAAAUCUGGUGCCGGCAAUGUAGUUGAAGACAAGUUAACCCUAGUAGAUGUAAAGAUGUCAGAUGCUAGCAUGAUAACAUGCGAAGCUAGUAAUGAAUAUGGAACCGCAUCGAAAUCUUCCUUCCUGAUUGUAGAUGGAAUGUCGGGAAUAACAAUGCUGUCCAGUGCUGCUGCAAAAAGUGAAGGACUUAGUACAGGUGCCGUGGUUGCUAUCGUCGUCAUUCUCUUGAUAAUACUUCUAGUCAUUGUAGGCGUAGUGCUAUAUCGUUACUACAGUGGGAGAGCUGGCCCAUCAACCGCGUUCAGAUACGAGUUGGGUGAUGAUACCGGCAAACCCGACAGGCUUACAGCACUCAAAUUUAAAAUGAGAGGAGGGUCAAAAAAUAGCCACGAACCAAUGCAGAUGUUUGAUGAUAGCAAACCGUUUGUCGAUCAUGAUGGCUUAUAACGUGUGGCUGGCAGCUGGGUUUUGAACUCUUGUUUUAAUGUCGUCAUAAAUCGCGUUAGUCAUACUUGCGUAAAUAGGUAAUGAUACGCAAUAAGUCUACUAACACCUUGAAAUAAUAACCGGGUUGUAACGAUGCUUCGAUUAGCCUUUUUAGUUUGCCAAAAAUAUUUUAAUAUCAUUUUAAAGACUGUUUCAAUUUAAAAUUAGUUUGGAAAUUAAAGAGUCAACACAAAAAUACAAAUGAAAUGCAAAAAUACAAAUGAAAUACAAAGAAUUCACAAUUUUGGAAUUUGAGGUAUUUUUUGUAUUUUUAUGUUAACCUCAGACUCCAGAUAAUUUUAAAACCAUAUCGAGCCGCACGUAAAGGCAUUUUAAUAAGUGAUAUUUGAAACUAAUAUCUAAAUCGGUUUAUGAUGAGGGAGUAUAGAGUAGAAUAAUAUAUAGAGAUCCACCUCGAAAACAGAUUUGAUUCAAGGUGAAAUUUUCUUGAAAUCUGUAAAUUCUUAGCUGGUAAUUCGAAGUUUUUAAAAAGGCUUAAGAAGGAUUUUUUUAAACAAAUUCAAAAGUAGUUUUUUAGGGGUAUUGUGGCUCUCGUCCAUCAAACGUUGAAUAAUUGGUUUGAUAUAGAGAAGGCGCUUCAAAAGUCUCUUUCCAGAAAGCAAUCUAACUGGAAUUGGCAAUCGUUAUAUUUCUAGAAAAAUUACAAGCAAAAUGCGGAAUAAAUAUAAAACACUAGAAACAAGAGACAUUUCGUAAAAACAGUUUUUCUUUUUCUUAAAGAAAUAACAAACCUCAAAGGUAAAAGCGGUGGAUUUUUCCCUUUCCUCCCCCAAAAAAACCCUCAUUGUCGAUAAAAUAUUAGGCAAAAAGAAAGAUUCCUAGUAGAUAUCCGCUAGAUCUUUCCUAUUGUUGUAGAUGUACUAAGGAAAAGAAUUCAUAUUAUUCCCUUAAUUGUUUGAUAUUUAUGA